AAGCGAACGCAGCGAACGAAGCGACCGAUGCAAGGAGACGCUGCGGGCCGUGCUGGACAACGCGAUCGACACGGAGCGGAACAAGAUUCUGGAUCUGGUCGAGAAGCUGGCCCGCAAGAUGGCGCCGGCCAUGCGGCGGUUCCUGGUUGAGGGGGCCGAGCUGCUGCAGCAGGACUCGAACUCGCUCGAUCGGUUGAUGAUGUACAUGGAAGAGUCGCUGUGCGUGCUGAACAGCGAGCUGAACGAGCUCAACUUUGAGCGAGUGCUCGACGCGAUCUGGGCCGAACUCACGACGAUCCUGUACGAUCUGAUCCAGAGCAACUUGGACAAACGCCGGCCUCCGUCGUUCUUCGCCAAUCUGCGCGACACGCUCCACCUGAUGGUGACCAACUUCAAAACGACGCAGAACCGAGAAUCGGAAACCGCGGCCGAUAAGGAGUCGCUGGCGCACAUUGAGCGGUUGCUGCAGCUGCACGGGUACGAAACGACCGAUCUCAUCCACCAGUAUUACGUAGAUAGGCUAGAGGAGCAGAACCGGGACGACGCGCCGGCCACCUACGGCAUGCUGACGGUGCAGUGCUUCUUCAAGGAGAACGUCCUCGAGCUGGAGAUAGUGAACGCGCGCAACCUCAAGCCGAUGGACGGCAACGGGUCGUGCGAUCCGUUCGUGCGCGUCCACUUCCUGCCGGAGGAGCGGUUCGUCGGGGUGGCGAAACCGAAGACACAGUGCCAGAGCAAAACGCUGUUCCCGCUGUACGAUGAGAAGUUUGUGAUAACCUUCAGCCCGGAACAGCGCGCCAUUCCGAACGCGCUGAUCAUGUUCAGCAUCAAGGAUAAGGACCUGUUCGGUAUGUCCAACCAAUACCUGGCCGAGUGCUACCUUAGCUUCCAGGAGAUCGCCGACAUUGCGGGUGACACGGGCAAGAUCGAACAGAAGCACCUCAUCCUAACACGCCCGACGCGGAUGG
Anopheles cruzii is the source of this 968-nucleotide messenger RNA. Its product is annotated as protein unc-13 homolog 4B-like. The annotation marks the transcript as partial. The transcript is spliced from 3 exons. Lineage: Eukaryota; Metazoa; Arthropoda; Insecta; Diptera; Culicidae. The record is from RefSeq and is a predicted model, not a curated record.